AUGCCCCCAUCAGCAAGCUCACAAGAUGUUGAUCCAGUCAAGGAGGAGCUCAAAGAGGAAAUUGUUGAACCGAGCUCCUCACAAGAUAAACCAGAAGUAGAAGAAAAAACAGAGAUAAGACCUGAUGAGAAAAGUGGACGGAAGCGAAAGCGCUCUUCUUCAUCGUCAUCUUCCUGCUCCAGUUCAUCGUCUGGACGUCAUUCUGAUGAUGAGAGCACACAAACAAAACCAACGGCUAAGAAGAAAUCUCAUGGUGAGAGACCGUGCGUCGAGUGUGGGCGAUGGCUUGAUGACUGCGCUCCUGAAUGGAAGGAAAUUUUGGGGCCUUCAUCUGUUUGGUGCUCACGAGAGUGCAUUGAAAGGAGAGUGGCAAGAGCGCACGAGGUUCUUCGCGAAGACUAUGGAGCUUUGACACUGUUGCGAGGAGACGGGCAACUUCUCACUACAGGCCCUACCUUAGUGAAUCUAGCUGAGUUCAUCUUCAAAUAUCCAGAAUAUGAGCCCGUACUACCAGUUGCGAGGAAGAAAACGCAUGCGAAAAGUGAAGAUACGUCGCAUGAGCAGAAAAAAUCUGCUAGCAAGGUACUUUCGAAAGACUCGGACCGGACUCGAUUUAAUGUGAAAAGAGCCUUUUCGGAUGCGUUGGUGAAAAGAGCAAAAAUGGACAAGAUCAAAUCUGCUGUAAAACUAUGUAAGGACACUGCCGAAGCUGUGGAAGCAGCUCUUUUCAAGCAUUGCAAUUCGAAUCCGAACUCACCGAAGUAUAAGAAUUGGACGAAAAUGUUUAUUGAAAAUGUAACGGAUCAUCGCAACAAAGGUUUCUAUCACCGAGUUUUAACGGGUGCGAUUUCGGUGUACAAAGUAGUGACUUUGGAAGGAGCGGACAUGGGAAAACCGGAAUAUGCAGCGCCCAUUAAUGAGGAUGGAUCGGGUGUGGAAGAAGCAAAUAUUCUUUCUGAGGAAGUAUCUGCUACUACUUCUGCAGCAAAUGAGAACGUUAAACCUGAAGCAGAAGAACCUGUUGCUGUGGAACGCGUCGCCGAAGUUGCAAAGGGCACUGGAUCAGGAGCUGCUAUGUCCGAAACUGAUGUGUCGAAAAGUUCUUUGAAAAGAGAUCCAUCUUUUUCGCGCUCUAAUUCCGAAGGAGUCAAGCCGAGGCGGACAUCUUCGAAACGGUCUGAUGCUCGUAAGGUCGUGACGACUAUAGAUGCCAUUCUUGGAGACGGAGCUAAGGACACAACUGAACAACAUCUGAGUCACUUCUACGAUGUCAACUGUAGCAUAUGCCUAGCGAAGCAGAAACAACAAGCAGAAGCUGAAAGGAAGGAACGAGAGGAGAAAGAAAAGCAACGGGAAGAGGAAAGAAGAUUUAGAGAGGUUUGUCUUGUAUCAGAUCGUAUUCUUCAUCACUUCAAUUACUGAGA
This is a messenger RNA of Cylicostephanus goldi, 1424 nucleotides long. Lineage: Eukaryota; Metazoa; Nematoda; Chromadorea; Rhabditida; Strongylidae. The record is from the annotation of a GenBank genome assembly.